Penicillium antarcticum is the source of this 1461-nucleotide messenger RNA. RefSeq names its product PHP domain protein. Lineage: Eukaryota; Fungi; Ascomycota; Eurotiomycetes; Eurotiales; Aspergillaceae. The coding region runs from base 1 to 1461 and encodes 486 amino acids. The transcript has 2 exons. Gene Ontology annotation, molecular function: 5'-3' DNA exonuclease activity; 5'-3' RNA exonuclease activity. The record is from RefSeq and is a predicted model, not a curated record.
AUGGCGUUCAAUAUCAAGAAUGCCCUCAGAUUUUCACUCUUAUGUCUUUCUACUUGGACAACGGCUACCAGCACACGCAAAACUGUUCAUUUGAGUCUCUCUGGACACAUUGAUCAAUCUCAGGUAUACUCAUUUGUAUACGUCCCAUUCGAAGUGGAAGAGGGCGUCACCUCCAUCAGCGUCGUGCAAGACUACGCCUUGAAGGGAAAUGGCAGUUCCCUCGAUCUGGGUCUAUUCGACCAACGAGGCAACGAGGUCCCCGAUUCAUUUGGUCAAUUCGGUACUAGAGGAUGGUCGGGUGGAAAAAGAAACAACUUCACUAUCACGCCCGCAUGGGCAACGCCGGGCUACAACCCGGGUCCCAUAAGCCCAGGAACCUGGAGCGUAGCCCUAGGUCCAUACGAGUCCACGGCGAAAGGCAUAGACUGGACACUACAAAUCUCACUAGGCUUCGAUGCGAUCAACGCGACAUUCACGCCGACAUACGCCCCAACAAACUUGGACCCGAUUUCCAACGGUUACACCGAGGAAGAGGAAUUCACCUGGCAGCGCGGUGACUUCCACAUGCACACCAUCUACUCAGACGGGAAAUACACACCAGAGCAGCAAUUAGCCAUCGGCCAAUCGCAGAAUCUAUCCUUCGUCUUCCUCAGCGAUCACAACACAGAUACAAGCAAUCAAAUCGCCGGAUCGGUCCAAGCUGUACAUGCACCCGAUCUACUAGUCGGCCGAGCGAUCGAAGUUACAACCCGGUACGGACAUUGGCAUGCCGUCGGUAUAGAACGGGAACAAUUAAUCGACUGGCGAUACAAACCAGGUGAUAAGCCCGGUUUUGCAGAAGCAGCGGAGCACGUCCGUCGAGCUGGUGGAUUCAUAUCUAUAAACCACCCGUUCGCGGAUUGUCCAGCUUGCAAUUGGAGUCUAGGGUGGGAAAGUAAUGAUGCUGUGGAGGUUUGGAAUGGGCCUUGGGGUCCGACGGAUGAGCAGGCUGUGCAGUUGUGGCAGAGGAUGCUUAUUGAUGGAAAAAGGGUUACUGCUGUUGGUGGGAGUGAUUCUCAUUCGCCGCCUUCUGUUAAUGGGUUGCCUACUUCUGUUGUCAAGGGAAGGGGACGGAGUCAGGCGGCUAUUAUUGAGGGUGUUAAGGCUGGGAGGGUAUAUUUGGUUCAGGGGCCUGGUAUGGACGUUGCUUUUGAGGUUGUUUCCGCGUCUUUAGUGGCUCCGGCGCAGAUUGGGGAUAGGGUGAGCGUUGAGAGAAAGGAUGUUCGCUUUGCUGCUGAGGGGUUGGCUGGGCAGCGUUUGUGUCUUAUCUCUAAUCAAGGAUACUUUUACAAUGCGUCAAUCGCGGGCCACAAGGAAAUUGUGCAUGCGGUGCAUUUGGGGGCGAAGUUUGUCAGGGCGGAGGUGAGGAACUCGACUAGUGAUGAGAUGUUGGCUCUAACCAACCCUGUGUGGUUCUCAUGA